Molecule: messenger RNA, 309 nt
Organism: Anisakis simplex (herring worm)
Lineage: Eukaryota; Metazoa; Nematoda; Chromadorea; Rhabditida; Anisakidae
Source: the annotation of a GenBank genome assembly
AUGUUUCUAGAAUAUUCAUUGGAAUUUGAAAAGAAUUUUACAGAUUUGAAAAAAGUGAUGCGAACAUUCGAGAAUGGAUCUGGUGCAUCAGGUAAAUCGAUGCAAAACAGUGGAAUCGACUUCUUUGGUCCACCUUUUCGGAGUAAUCCCACAGUCAGAAAGGCCAAAAAAGAUGGAAUCUUUGUGAGCGGUUGCGAUCCGGAACUGUUCUGUUGUCCACUGAAGCGAGCGAAUGGGACAAUCGAUUGCAAUCGCGGUUAUCGACUUGAACAAAACCGACGAGUGGAAUGUAUCCCACUUACUUGCUAA